GCUCUUACACGGCAUUAUUGGUCGCACGAUGUCACUCUACAUAAUUCUCAUACGGGUUCUGGUAAAUACUCAGCAAGAAUUGAACACAGGGUGUACUUAAGACGCAAGGGUGUUUCAUCGGUUUUGGAAACUCACAUCCGCAUAAAAAGAACGCACAAGAGCACACCGCUUCAAACGAUCCCACCCAUCGUGAUCAUGGCGGGGUGCGCUCUAUGAAUGUCAGUACUAUUACACUGGCAAACCAAGUACAGUGGAUACUCUGACAAGUGCUAUCAAUUUCAGAAACCCUUUCUUUUUUUCAAUUCCUUCCUUGGUACAAGAGUACUUUCUGUGGUCAGUUCAUGAUCGGGCUUGAAAAAUCGGAGCGGAUGUACAGUUCGCUGCCGCCGCUGCUUCCGAUAACGUCAUAAAUUAGAGUGAAUUCAAGAUGGGGGAAAUAAGUGUAGUGUAAUGUUCCAUUAAUCCAUUUCCGAUCCUAAAAUUCGAUCGAAAUGGCAUGUCCAUUCUCACGUUUCGCCGGAAGCAGUGUUGAAGACGAAGGUAAAGACGUAACGGAUGAUCAUCCCAGGACUGGACAUGCGACACGUGAUAAGCUCAAGCCUUUUAGACAAUCCUCAGUGCAAAUUACCUCAUCCUUGCUUGGGGAAGAUUUUGAUGACCAGGAGGAUACACAGACACUCAACCUUAAACAUCUGCGAGCUGCUGUCCUCAUGCUGACAAAUCCUUCGAACGAAGUAAUCGCCGUUGCUCUGGAAGCCCUGCUAAACAAAAACGAAGUUCCACUUCCGACGUCUGUCUCUUUAGAAAAGCUCCUUUACAAUGUCGAGAUUGAAGAAAACUAUAAUUUACUGGAGGACAUCUACGAAACGCUCAACUAUGAUUUCGAUAUUGAUGCAAACGUUUUUCUCGAACACAUUGGACAAGAAAUUAUUACAACAGCUUGUGUGGGUUUGUUGGAACGAGCCUUUAUGUGUUUAGGUAACGAUCUUACGGCUUUCUUAACGACUCUUGACGGAGUCAACGAUGUUGUGCAGCAUCAAUCAGGCUUAGCAUCUGAAGCCGAAUUCGUCUGCAUUGCAACCUCAGGAGCACUAGAACUUCACUUCACUACCGAUCACCCGUCCAUUGCCUAUCUUCUGGUCGGUAGUCUUAAAGGCAUUGCCAGAAAAUUUUAUAAUGAUAAAGCUGACGUUUAUAUAUUACCGGACCCUUACAACACCAAAUUUUUUAGAUAUCGCAUAACACCAGAACGCUACAGCGAGAAUUUAGACGUGGAUGACGAUUUGGAUGUUGUAUCGCCCUAUUUCCGUCCACUCUCGAACGAAGCGACGGAUUUACGGAUGGAUGUUGCAGUUUUUUGUAAGGCUUUUCCAUGGCACUUCGUUGUAGAUCGACAACUCGAACUGGUUCAACUUGGUGUUGGAUUCAUGCGAAUUUUCGGACACCAUCUCAAUAGACUUGGCAAGGAAAUAUCAAAUUUUUUUGCCUUCACGAGACCCAGAGGUGUUACACUUACCUUUCACGAAAUCCUCAAAAGGGCUAACACACCCUUCGUACUCGCACUGCAGAAGCCAACAAAAGCUGAGAAGUUCCAAGCAGAGGGAUUGGAAUUCAAAGGACAAAUGGUACACUGCCCGGAAUCAGACUCUAUUCUCUUUGUUGGUUCACCUUUUCUCAAUGCGUUAGAAGGUCUGACUGGUCGAGGACUUUUUAUUUCGGAUAUUCCUCUUCACGAUGCUACAAGAGAUGUAAUACUAGUCGGAGAGCAAGCAAGAGCGCAGGAUGGUUUACGGCGGCGUAUGGAUAAAUUAAAAAGUUCCAUCGAGGAAGCCAACCGGGCUGUCGAUGCUGAGAGAGAAAAGAAUGUUAGUCUUCUUCACCUCAUCUUUCCACCAGAUAUAGCUAAGCGUCUCUGGUUAGGGGAAACUAUAGAAGCCAAAAUCUACGCCGAUGUUACAAUGCUCUUCAGUGACAUUGUCGGAUUUACUGCAAUAUGCUCGACAGCGACUCCAAUGAUGGUUAUUAAUAUGCUACAAAAUCUGUAUGAGCAGUUUGAUAUUUAUUGUGGACAGCUGGAUGUUUACAAGGUGGAGACAAUCGGUGAUGCCUACUGCGUAGCGUGCGGACUUCAUAAGAAUACAAGUACACACGCCCAGCAAAUCGGUUGGAUGGCAUUGAAAAUGAUUCAAACAUGCUCACAGCAUCAUACACAUGAUGGGAAACCAAUAAAGAUGCGAAUUGGUAUUCAUACUGGAAUGGUAUUGGCUGGAGUUGUUGGGAAGAAAAUGCCUAGGUAUUGCCUGUUCGGACACAACGUUACUUUAGCCAACAAAUUUGAAUCAACAAGCGAACCACUUAGGAUUAACGUGAGCCCAACUACGUAUGAAUUUCUCAUGCAGACGCCGGGAUUCAUACUGGAAGCGAGGACCAAAGAUAAUCUACCAAAAGAAAUGCCAUCAAAUACUCCAGGGAUAUGCUACUUUCUGAAUAGCUACAUACACAGCGACGUAGAUAAGAGCCAACCGUUGGAUGUUCAUAUACAAAAUGCUCUCACUGAACUUGAAAUAAUUAGCAGCAAUAUGUAGAUAAAAACUUAUUUUAAGAAACACAUCUUGUGGAGAGGAGACUGCACCAAAAACAUGACAGUGUGUGUACAAUGACAACAUAAUACGAAGCAAAUUAUUAUGUAUACUCUGAUGCUCUUACAAUUGGUGUGCAUGGUAACAUUUAUGAUUUAACGUAAACAGCAUAACCGACUCAUUGAGUUUCAUAAAACAAUUACCGCGUUGAGUACAAUCAUACGUUCACUUAAUAGAUAAAAUACGCAGACAUACCAAAAGGGAUCAAAAAACAGUUAUUCAGAAAGAAAAAAAGAAGAUGUAUUACUUAUGUUCUUGGGUCUCUUUGUUCCUUCGCGUUUUCUAAUAAGAACGCAAUUAGUAUUUUUAAAUCUUGAGUUACAGAAAAUAAUAUAAUCUUUUUCCCAGAUUCAACAAAUAGUAUGUAAAAGUCAUGUUAAUACUCUAUACCAUAUACGUUCACUGCAUGUUUGUAA
Messenger RNA from Belonocnema kinseyi, 3055 nucleotides. RefSeq names its product head-specific guanylate cyclase (gene Gycalpha99B). The record is from RefSeq and is a predicted model, not a curated record. The transcript is spliced from 11 exons. Gene Ontology annotation, biological process: cGMP biosynthetic process; response to oxygen levels. Gene Ontology annotation, molecular function: heme binding; guanylate cyclase activity. Gene Ontology annotation, cellular component: guanylate cyclase complex, soluble. The coding region runs from base 492 to 2585 and encodes 697 amino acids. NCBI's taxonomy places the organism in Eukaryota, Metazoa, Arthropoda, Insecta, Hymenoptera, Cynipidae.